Molecule: messenger RNA, 1211 nt
Organism: Talpa occidentalis (Iberian mole)
Lineage: Eukaryota; Metazoa; Chordata; Mammalia; Eulipotyphla; Talpidae
Gene: BCAP31
Product: B cell receptor associated protein 31
Exons: 8
Coding region: 96-836 (246 amino acids)
Biological process (GO): intracellular protein transport; endoplasmic reticulum to Golgi vesicle-mediated transport
Cellular component (GO): endoplasmic reticulum membrane; endoplasmic reticulum
Source: RefSeq, a predicted model, not a curated record
GGCUUGCGCGGCGGUGGGAGAGUCGGGCAGCGUUUGCCGCGGGGCGUGCGCGGUGACUGUGAGAAACUCGGAGACGAUCGCUUCUCCUGGCCGGCAUGAGUCUGCAGUGGACCGCGGUGGCCACCUUCCUGUACGCGGAGGUCUUCGCUGUGCUGCUGCUCUGCAUCCCCUUCAUUUCUCCCAAGAGAUGGCAGAAGAUUUUCAAGUCCCGCCUGGUGGAGUUGGUAGUGACCUAUGGCAACACCUUCUUUGUGGUUCUCAUCAUCAUCCUCGUGCUGCUGGUCAUUGACGCAGUCCGUGAGAUCCGGAAGUACGACGACGUGACGGAGAAGGUGAAUCUGCAGAACAGUCCCGGGGCCAUGGAGCACUUCCACAUGAAGCUCUUCCGUGCCCAGAGGAAUCUCUACAUCGCCGGCUUCUCCCUGCUGCUGUCCUUCCUGCUUAGACGCCUGGUGACGCUCAUCUCCCAGCAGGCCACACUGCUGGCCUCCAAUGAAGCCUUCAGAAAGCAGGCAGAGAGUGCGAGCGAGGCGGCCAAGAAGUACAUGGAGGAGAAUGACCAGCUGAAGAAGGAAACAGCAGCAGGAGGAGUCAGGCUGGAUGGCAGGGAUGCCGAGAGGAAGGUGGAGGAAGAGAACAGGAGCCUGAAGGCUGACCUGAGGAGGCUGAAGGACGAGCUUACCAUCAACAGGCAGAAGCUGCAGAAAGCCGAGCACGAGGCCCUGGCCAUGCGGAAACAGUCCGAAGGCUUGACCCAGGAGUACGACCGCCUGCUGGAGGAGCAUGCAAAGCUGCAGGCGGCUGUGGACGGCCCCACAGACAAGAAGGAGGAGUGAAGGCCCCUUCCCGGCCCGCCGCCCGCUGCCUCCGGAGCCUCCUCACCCUUGGUCUUGGGUUUGCUCCCUCUGCUUCCCCCCCCUCAAGCCGCUUGAGUUCUGUUCUCUCCCCCACGUUCCACAGGGGCGGGCUCAGCCCAGUAACAUGGCCCCAGCCGGCGCCCAGCCCUCGGAGGGGAGUGCCCGCGGCUGGCUGUGCCGGGCUUGCUUCCUGCCGGGCUGAGGUCCUUCUGUGUUGUACUUUCAAGUUACUUCAGGGCUCCAAGGCCUGUUUUCUCUGGUCCUGCCGGAGGCGGGUGGAGGGAGCAGGGGAGUGUUUCUCUUGAAGGCAAUUAAAGUUGUUAUGAUGUUGCUGGUGUGUGGUGUGGCUCAGGC